Molecule: messenger RNA, 2357 nt
Organism: Oppiella nova
Lineage: Eukaryota; Metazoa; Arthropoda; Arachnida; Sarcoptiformes; Oppiidae
Source: the annotation of a GenBank genome assembly
UGAAAGUUGAGUGAAAAAACGUACAAAACAUUUGUGCCGUUAAUUGACUGCAAAUGAGCGCAAAGUCCACUAAUUUGGCAUUAAUUGCAUUCAUUUGACAGACUGUCGACUCAAUGGUUGAAUGCAAACCACAUUUGUAUCGCAAAUACUGUGCACUCAAUACACGUUAGACACAAACAAUUGGUCACAUGUUGUGAGACACAAACAAACAUUGAUUUUCAUCAACCGUUCAACUCUUAAAUGACCACUAAUUUAGCACUUGAUGUGAGACACAAUCAGUGGUGAACUUAUUAUCAGCAAUGAACUCAUCAGUGGAUGGCUCGUUGGGUGACACCAAAGUGAUCAUCAAGUCUAUAGUGAUCGCCAAUCCAGACGGCGUGUCCCUCAAGAAGCUGUGCAAUGAGUACAAAGAGCUCGAAGGCGAAGAGAUACCGUACCGGAAGUUGGGUUUCGAUAACCUGACAGCGCUGUUGAAGUCGAUGCCCGAUAUGGUGAGGCCGUUGUUCAGCGGCGAUUCAGUGACACUGUAUCCGGUUGUGGACGACACCACCGGUCAUAUCAUCCAAAUGGUCGCACAUCAGAGCAAAAGGAGACUCAAACCCAAAUGUAUGCCUCGCUCGAAGAGUUUUGGUGGCAGACAAAAGACACCAUUGAGGAGAUCAUUGCGGACAUCGUUUGGCAACUCAUCUAAAGCGCCGCUAAGAACCACAACUUCGGUUAAAUCGACGCUUAAGCCAUCAAUUAAGUCAAGACUUGGCGUGAGGGUCGACACAAAGGCACCGCCAAAGCCAUCGCUUAGGACUCCCGUGAAGUCACCGAUCACUACAUCCCAAAAGACACCUCAAAGCGCACCACAACAACGAAAGUUACCAUUAGUUCAACCGUCAAAUAGAGUCCAAAGCUUUACACCAAACAGACCGCAAACUUCAGCACCAAAUCCGCCACAAAAUUCAUUUAAGAGACCACUGAAUACAUCGGAACGAAUGGAUCCGCGAAUAGCGAAGAGAUUGAACGCAAACAAAGACGAGGACCAGAAGACAACCACAAUAACCAUCAGCACUGAUGACAAGACGAGCGCUAAUGUGGCGCCACAACGGCCGACACAGACAGUGACGCCAUCCAAACCCUUCCAUGAGAUGGCCACCGAAGAAGUGGAGGCUUUGGUGAGCGCAGUGCGAGAGACAUCUUCGGUGAUCUCAUCCGUGACCACAGCAUUGGAGAAGUCGAAGAGUGGCAUCGAUUCGCAGCUUUGGUCCAAAAUAUUUUCUGUCGAGAAAGUGACGGAUUUGAAGACACUGUCGACAGACACGACCGGAAUUCGAAGAGUGGCAUCGAUUCGCAGCUUUGUGACGGAUUUGAAGACACUGUCGACAGACACGACCGGAAUGUUGGCGGCGAAGACAUGCCUCCGACAACCCCUCAAAAUUGGCGAAUACUCGCUGAAGAUUAGUGCGAGAAGUGAUAAUCGACUCUUUAUUCCGGACGCCUCUGAGCUGAAGUAUCUUCAUAUGCCGCCCGCCAUCUCUGCCAUUAGUUUAGACCUGAAUCACGGCUACGAAAUGGUUAGUGAUAUCCAUUGGGGAAAGCCUUCCAACGCAAAGAUCGACGAACUCUUGACGUGGAUAUUAAAAAAUCGCAAGAAGUUUAUGGUUAACGGAGAGUUAGUGCCCAAAGAACUGCACACAGACUUUGUUUGCUAUAGAGGAGUGUUGGCAAAGCUGAUGACCACUCCAUACGAGAACUCCGAGCGUUGGGUGAUAUGUGCGACCAAAUACAAGGGAACCAUAUAUUUGUGUCAAUUUCACGAGGAAUACCCGCCGCCAGACGACUACUUCAACAAAAUGAGUUUCGGCGGCUAUAGGUUCGAGCACUACCUCACCAGUUAUGAGCCGCAGUUCCCUCCCGACCCCAACGACUUCGAUCCCGACCGACACGAGUAUUGCGCGGUUAUGCGGACACGAGUGAUGUCUGAGAACACGUCCCACUCUAUGGUAUUCGGCGCUGAAUUGGAUUGUGUUUUGCCGAACGUGAGGGAACAGCCGGGAACUCUGUCCAACUUUGUGGAGCUUAAGACCACUAAAGUAAUGGCCAAAGAGUUUCAAUACAGAAAUUUUCUGAAGUACAAGCUGUUGAAAUGGUGGGCCCAGUCAUAUAUGGUAGGCGUUCCCACUAUUUAUUGCGGUUAUAAGGACGCGAAGAAUAUGGUGAAGGAAGUGGAACCGCUUAAGAUCGACAGCUUUCCCGACCUGUGCGUCGAGUUCUGGUCGGCAAACGUUUGUCUCAAUUUUCUCAACAAGUUUUUGCAUCACUUGAAGGAAAUGGUGACAAUUGAUGACCCGAACGUUGUCUAUCAGUUC